Molecule: messenger RNA, 2098 nt
Organism: Neogale vison (American mink)
Lineage: Eukaryota; Metazoa; Chordata; Mammalia; Carnivora; Mustelidae
Gene: MZT1
Product: mitotic spindle organizing protein 1
Exons: 3
Coding region: 90-335 (81 amino acids)
Biological process (GO): gamma-tubulin complex localization; mitotic spindle assembly; microtubule nucleation by interphase microtubule organizing center
Cellular component (GO): interphase microtubule organizing center; centrosome; spindle
Source: RefSeq, a predicted model, not a curated record
GCGGGGGACGCGUGGUGUGAUUGCCCAGGAGAAAGGAAGGCGCUCCAGUUCCGGGUCAGGCCCUUCUCCCGCCUCCCUCGGCCUCCGCCAUGGCGAGUAGCAGCGGUGCCGGGGCGGCGGCGGCAGCGGCGGCGAAUCUGAACGCGGUGAGGGAGACCAUGGACGUUCUGCUGGAAAUUUCAAGAAUUUUGAAUACUGGCUUAGAUAUGGAAACUCUGUCUAUUUGUGUACGGCUUUGUGAACAAGGAAUUAAUCCAGAAGCUUUAUCGUCGGUAAUAAAGGAACUUCGCAAGGCCACUGAAGCACUAAAGGCUGCUGAAAAUAUGACAAGCUGACUUUCUGGAGAAAUCCUGAUGAGAUACGUCAAGCUUUUCAAGAGAAUUUGAAGAUUGCAUUGUAGUCAGGAAUGUACAAUGAAAUUACUGCAUGCAGCAUUGUAGAAACAUUUUCCUUUUUAAAAGAAUUAUAAAACCAUAGCUUUAUAAAUCAGUGGAAAAUGGCUUACAGAGAGAACUAUCAGAUGUGUUUAUAUCACAUCCUACUUUUUUUUUAACAGCUCUAAUGCGUUGGCAUCGCUGUGUUCAUAUUUAUGUAUUCCUUAUUUAUAGCUCUGAUAGCUUUAAUUUUCUAAGCAGUCUGUCUAUCAGAUGUGCACAUCUGCUGUGCCUGGUUAAAGUAUAGUGGAAUCCAUCAGAAGUAAUGUAGUAGUUAUGACUUGUUGACAUUUCCAUUAUAAAAUUUAAUUUUGAAUUGUUUAUGCAAAAUAACUGUGGAUUUGUGUUGUAUUGGGCUAAAACUUGACAAUUUCAGCCACCAUUUGUGAAAUUUGACUUAGAUUUACAGCGUGUAUCAGAAUCUUUUUUAUAAGAGCAUAGAAAUCAUUUGUUUUAACCUGUUCUCCUUAAAGAAUAUUUAGUUUUUUAAACAUGAAAGUUUUCCUGGCACUUAAAAAUAAGAACCAGAUCAUUUUUUGUAUUGACUGAAAAAUAAAACUUAGAAACUUAGAUUUUAAAAGUAAUGGUAGUGCUCAUUAUUGUCAUUUGAACCAUUUAAAUUUAAUGAAAAUAUUAAUUGGUAAUAUUUUUCUUUCUAAGUUCUAUACUCUAUAAAUGAUGGCCUAAAAAAUAAUGCAUAAUGAAAUAUUUCCAAUAUGCAAAAUUCUUUAAUUUUAUUAGUUUAAAUUUAUUAAACUAAAAAUAGUUUGAGUAGUUACCUAAUGUAUCUUGAGUGGUUAUCUAAUCACUAAAUAGGAAGUAUCUGUCAACAAAUAAUAUUUUCUGAAGGAAUAAAGAGUCUGUUCAUUAAACAAAAACUAAAUAAUCAAGUGUUGUGUAUCAGGAAUUUUAAGUAUUCCUUUCCAAGGUCACUUUUUGUGUCAUUAUUUUUUCCCUGAAAGUUUUAGAUAAUCAAAGCGAUGGUUCAAAAUGAAUUUUGGAAAAUGAAGGAUAGUGUUAAUUCUGUUCUGUAGCAAAAUCUCGAUAGAAUAUUUUAUCCAAGAGUGAUAGGAUUUUAAUCUGGUUUUAUUUUAGAUUUUGUUAGCUUCCAUUUAAAUGAUAGUACAAGUGUUUACUCUUUAGCAGCAUUUUUGUACUUCAAAGUAAGGCUUAGUAUUAGUAAUUAAGUGACAGCCUUCUGUUGUAAAAUCUAGUCGUGAUUAUUUAGACUUUGUAAGCACCUAGCAUCUUUACCAAGGACCCUGGAAGGUGUAUUAUUGGCAGACUCAGUUGGGAGACAAUAAUGACUUGUGGUAAGUCAUUUAUUUGUUAGUAAACACUGUAAGUUCUGUAUGUUGUUACCCAGGAAAUCAUAAAGAGAACAUUUUUGUCAAGCUCCAAAAUUGGUAUAUACUCUUAGGCCACAAGAGUUAAUAGUUUUAUUUAUUAUUUUGUAGGUUAUUUAUGUAUGAUACAAAGCAGGAAGAUAUAUUGAGAAGGCAUUAUGUUUACAGAGAGCUUAAGUGUUAAAUGUAAACAUAUAUUUUUAAUGCAUACUUCAGUACUAUUUAAAAAAAUCAAAACAAAUUGUGAUGAUACAAUUGGCAGUUGAUGAUACAAUUAUGCAUGUUGUCAGUGACAAAAAUAAAACCAUUUUGGUAGUA